UGGAGCCGCGUGCGGUGUGGUGCGCUCUGCUCCGGCUCCUUGCUGGCGCGGCUGCCUACAUUCCUACCAUCUCCGCUGCACCGUGUGCCCAAGCCUCAAGACUUGGCUAGCAGCAUUGGCCCAAACCGCUGCUAUAGCUGCUUCCGAUGGCUGGCAAUAAAGGAAGAGGGCGCGCUGCCUAUACCUUUAAUAUAGAAGCUGUUGGAUUCAGCAGAGGGGAUAAGUUACCUGACGUGGUGUUGAAGCCUCCACCGCUGUUUCCUGAUACAGAUUACAAGCCAGUGCCCCUGAAAUCGGGAGAAGAUGAAGAUUACAUGCUGGCCUUGAAGCAGGAGCUGAGGGAAACAGUGAAACGACUGCCUUACUUUAUUGAAACACCCGAAGAAAAACAAGAUGAUAUUGAAAGGUACAGCAAACGAUACAUGAAGGUCUAUAAAGAAGAAUGGGUACCAGAUUGGAGAAGAUUUCCAAGAGAGAUGAUGCCAAGGAAAAAAUGCAGAAAAGGGGAUCCAAAGUCUAAACCGGCCAAAGCUGCAGGCAAGGACACUUCACUCAUUAGUUCUGCAGAUGUGUUGAAAAAGAUUGAGGAACUGGAAAAGAGAGGCGAGGGGGAAAGGUCGGAUGAAGAAAAUGAAGAAAAAGAAGGGAGCAAAGAGAAAGAUGAGGAGGAGGACGGCGAGGAGGACGCAGAACAGGAGGAGUAUGAUGAAGAGGAGCAGGAGGAGGAGAAUGACUACAUUAAUUCCUACUUCGACAACGGGGAUGAUUUUGGUGUAGACAGCGACGACAACAUGGAUGAAGCCACCUACUAGCCAUGGGGUCCCCAGAUAUUUGGCUGAUUCAGCUUCAAGCAUUUGAAUCGACUUUAUUUUGGAUAAGGACUAAGUCCGUAUUUUCUGUUGUUCUGUCUGACGAAUUUGUAUCCAAUUCUUCAGAACGACUUUGUGUUUACACCCCAUGACCUUACUCCAUUACCUCUGCCAUACCUCUGAUUAUGCAACGCAGUUGUGGGGUUCUCUGGGUUCUGUUUGAUCUGGAUUUGAAUGUUUCUGAAGAGUUUUAGUAUCACUCAGUCUGUGUGUUCACAGUUGAAAAAGAUCACUCUGGCUCACCUGCUGACCUUUGGUAAAAACUGUUACUAGUCAUAGUAGAUUUCUCUAAUACUGCACGUGGGGCACUUUAAGAACCAACUGGACAGUGAUCGCUCUCGCCCGGUACACUCUGUUUAUCAUGCUGUGAUCUUGUAAACGUACCUGAGUUCUUAACAGUACAGACUCAGGGGAUUCGAGUUACGCUGAGAGGAAACAGGCGCUCAGCAAACAUCAGUGGUCUGGAUGAAAUCUGUUUUUGUUCUCAGCCGCAACAAAGACUUUCACGAGGUGGAAGGUUAUCAGUGUCUGGCCUUGGUGAUCACUCCAAGCCAUACGGUGUACAGUGUGUGAAUUUUGACUCCACUGUAAUAAGUCUGACACUUUCAAUUUCUUGGGCUUACAGGGCGUGGGAGGGGACCUGAGACAUACUGCUUAAUUCUAGAUUUAUGUAACUUGAAAUAAGUCCUGGUUGUAUAAACCUCAUGAUAGAAUGGUGUGUGUGUGUGUGUGUGUGUGUGUGUGUGUGUAAGGGCUAUGCCCUCCCUUAUCUUUCACAAGAUUCAUAAAUUGCAAGUCAAUUAUAUAAUCAUGUAAAAUUAACUCAGGUCAUUUUGAAAUUAUGGUUGAUUCUUCUUGUUUUAACUUACAGGGUGACUCCUUGCAGUUUUAUAUUUUGCAGGAGAAAAUAUUCAGAACCCCUCACCUCUGAGGACUUUUUAACAUGCCAAAGAUUUUCAAGAGAAUCAUAGUGUACAUUUUAAAACUAAUAUAUAAAUGUAUCUGCCUACAGGACGAAAAUCGGUUUUUCCCACUGGGGAGACUUGUUACUCAUUAUCCUCUGACCUGAAAACUGGAGCCCUGCUUUUUCUCUCAGGGUUAAGAGAACCUUGAUAUUAAGCUUAAGUUUGUGUGCCUUACUUUCUCCACUUGUAAACAGUUUCCUAUAAAAAUUUAUAGGAAAAUUUACAGUGUUUAAACACUAACCAGAAUUGACCAAAUAUGUUACGUUACAGAAACAACCAUAUCUUAAAUUUUCUUUUUGCUCUCUAAGCAGUUGUACUGUGGAAAAUGAAAUAGUUUGGAGGAGCAGUUUCCUGUUGAGUUAUACUUCGAUUUUCCAGUCUUGUAUCUGUGUUAGAAACUGUAGUUUAUUUGUAUGAUCCAGAGAGAUUCCAAAAUUCCUUUCUCAGGUGAAGAAUCACUUUCAACGGCAAUACUUCAAAUACUUCCUGAUGGGUUCGAGGGCCAUCUUAACAGUGUAAUGCUGUACUGAAAGCUUGUGAAUGACAUCCAGUUCCCAGAAGCUUAUACAAAUACUGUAAGAUUCCAAGUGGAAACCAAGUCUUUAAAGCUUCAGUGUGUUGGGAAACUUACAUGAAAUUUUCAGUAAUAAUGGCAAAUGCUGUAGUUUGGGAAUAAGAAGUACUUUAUUCUCUUACCUUUGGUACCAGGCCCAAAGAUCCCAUUCAUAGAUAUUGUUUGGUUUUGUUUCCUUAACUCUUCCUAUCAGGGAGCUACAUUGACAAAGCCUUCUUCCCUAGCUUCCAGUGUGUCUUUGGGUGUGCGCCUGCCACCCAGAGGGAAGUGCUUUUGCACAGGAUUGACUCUGGAACCCCUGACAUCUCUUCUAAGGAUGCCCAUCCUCAUUUGAAAGAUCAGUUUACAACUUUAAACAUACUGAUUUUGAGAAAAGAUGAGAUGUUUCCAGGUUGCUUGGCUACCAUAAAUCUCUUUAGCUCUGAGUCUAUGAAAUUACUUUGUAGAGAGCUUCUUAAUAGUUAGAUAAGAAUACUUACUGGGGUAUCCUUAACAUUAUCAUAACAUAUAAAACUAGUUGCCACAUGCUGAUUUUUCUGUAUUUGUUUACACAUAUAAAGUUUAAAAAAUAAAAUUUUGGCCUUAAUACCAAGAUGGUUUGCAGUGAACAUUUAUUUGGUAGAGAAAACAAGCUAAUUCUGAUUUUUUUUUCU
Molecule: messenger RNA, 3061 nt
Organism: Grammomys surdaster
Lineage: Eukaryota; Metazoa; Chordata; Mammalia; Rodentia; Muridae
Gene: Polr3g
Product: RNA polymerase III subunit G
Exons: 8
Coding region: 147-812 (221 amino acids)
Biological process (GO): cell population proliferation; transcription by RNA polymerase III
Cellular component (GO): RNA polymerase III complex
Source: RefSeq, a predicted model, not a curated record